GUUUUGAGAGGAAAAAACAAAGCAGAGGAUGUGAGUGGGGGGGGGGUACGCGUUCGUGUUCAAGAAGGAAAUGGAAGCACACCCAGUUCUCCUUUCUCCUUUCUCCUUCCUCUCCUCCUCUUUCUAUUUCUGUUUCUCGAAUCUUACUGGUUCCGUCUGGCCAUCCCCCUCCUCUUUUUUCUCUGUGAAGUGGUCGUAAUUGAGGGCUACGGGUUAGCAGACAUUCAUUUGCUUCGGCUCACCGCUCAUGGGGGCCGGUAUGUCUGGUUUCGUUAUAUCGGAGAGUGGUGAACGGGAUUCUCCUGUCAAGGUUGGUCUCGGUGAUAUACCGGAAAGUUGUGCCGCUAUGGUUCUUAUGUAUUUGGAUCCGCCUGAGAUUUGUAAAUUGGCACGGCUCAAUCGAGCUUUUCGUGAUGCUUCCUCUGCUGAUUUUGUAUGGGACUCUAAGUUGCCUUCUAAUUAUCGUUACCUCAUUGAGAAAGUGUUCGAUCAAGUCCCUCACUAUUUGAGUAAGAAGGAGAUUUACGCCAGAUUGUGUCACCCCAAUCCCUUCGAUGGAGGCACCAAAGAACUAUGGCUGGAUAUGAGCACAGGUGGGACUUGCCUGUCUAUCUCUUCUAUGGCCUUGUCGAUAACAGGGAUAGAUGAUCGGAGGUAUUGGAAGCGCAUCCCAACUGAGGAGUCUAGAUUCUGUUCAGUUGCAUAUCUUCAGCAAAUCUGGUGGUUUGAGGUAGAUGGACAGGUAGAAUUCCAGUUUGCAGCAGGAACAUAUAGCCUGUUCUUCAGGCUUCAUCUCGGAAGAGCCUCCAAGAGACUUGGUCGCCGUGUCUGUAACCCAGAGCAUGUCCAUGGUUGGGACAUAAAGCCUGUUCGUUUCCAGCUAUCAACUUCAGAUGGUCAACACGCCCUGUCCCAGUGUUAUUUGGAGGAACUGGGGAACUGGGGUCACUACUAUGUAGGGGACUUUAUCGUAGAGAAUCCCAGCAUACCCACAAAGAUAAAGUUCUCAAUGACCCAGAUUGAUUGCACACACACCAAGGGAGGUCUCUGUGUAGAUUCUGUGUUAAUAUGCCCUAGUGAGUUUAGAGCCAGGUUAAAGCGUUUUUAAGUUGCUGUUAACCUUGUGUAGCUAGCAAGUUAUCUUUUAGCAUCUAUAUUCUAUAGAGUUGGGAAUUGAAAUAGCUCAGAGAGAGAGAGAGAGAGAGAGAGUCAAGUAGAGUUUGGUUCCUUUGGGCAAGCCCACAAGCAGCAGUUUGUUGUAAAUCAUAGAAAAUUAGCAUUUAGCAAUAUGUAUAUUCUGUUGUUCUUUAUUUGUGUAAUUGUUUGUUGAUUUAUUUUUUCUUUGAUUCUUUUCCCUCUGUAGAGAGGUGUAUGUAGUUGCCAUUUGUGAGUGAUGUUUUGCAUCAUUGUCAAAGCUUUUGGUGGUGUAGGAACUUUGGGAAACAAAUUUCUGGUUGAUAUUUCGCAUGUGAGAGGUGGAAUUUUGUUUUUGUUUA
Messenger RNA from Nelumbo nucifera (sacred lotus), 1496 nucleotides. RefSeq names its product F-box protein PP2-A13-like. Lineage: Eukaryota; Viridiplantae; Streptophyta; Magnoliopsida; Proteales; Nelumbonaceae. Gene Ontology annotation, molecular function: protein binding. The record is from RefSeq and is a predicted model, not a curated record.